AUGGUCCCGAAGCCAACAUCGGCGAAAAGCCAAGUCACAGAAGCCGACCUUGCCGCCAACGAAGCGCUCCUGCUGCACGCGGAGGCUGCGAGACUCGCGAAAUCAUGGCUGAGCGGUGCCUUCAGUGGCAGCGACACCAACGACAAUAACGACACAGCCGCCGACGAAGCAGACUUGAAGAAAGAGCAGGAAUUGUUCGGCAAGAAUGCCGUCCAGUACUCAGAAACAGGCGGUGUAGGCUUCCAAGAUCCAUCGGCCGGUAACGGGACGAAGGGUGCUGCUGCUUCUCGUGGGGCCGAUCAGACGACGGCGUUUCUGCGCAAACAUCUCCUCCGCGGCCAGAACAAUUCUCAUACUACUAGUACCGCGAAGCCCCGACCGCGAUCCGGCGCGCAAGGCUACCCCUCCAGGCGUGCCGCUGACAGCGAAGAUGAAGAAGAAGGGCGGUCGGGAGUUGGCAAGUCCAAAUAUAAGGGAAGAGUCCACACCCACACCGCAUCCUAUGCGGGCGGCAGCGAGUCCGGUUUCCCAAGGUCGUCCGACAACCUCGCCCAAAGUGCUCUGACCGACGCUACUGGCGUGAGGGACACGGUGGAUGGAGCGACACAACUUCCUCCUACGCCAACUGGCGCUGCGCCUCCCGGCCAGGCCCGGACGACCAAAAAGCGUGGGUCAAGCUACCUAGACGAAGUGCUGGCGUCGAGGGCUGCAAAGAAGAACAAAAAGAUGCCAAAGAAUCCUUGA
Molecule: messenger RNA, 744 nt
Organism: Capronia coronata CBS 617.96
Lineage: Eukaryota; Fungi; Ascomycota; Eurotiomycetes; Chaetothyriales; Herpotrichiellaceae
Exons: 2
Coding region: 1-744 (247 amino acids)
Source: RefSeq, a predicted model, not a curated record